Zychaea mexicana is the source of this 345-nucleotide messenger RNA. RefSeq lists its product as uncharacterized. The record is from RefSeq and is a predicted model, not a curated record. The coding region runs from base 45 to 251 and encodes 68 amino acids. Gene Ontology annotation, biological process: copper ion transport. The transcript has 3 exons. Gene Ontology annotation, molecular function: copper chaperone activity; metal ion binding. NCBI's taxonomy places the organism in Eukaryota, Fungi, Mucoromycota, Mucoromycetes, Mucorales, Lichtheimiaceae. Gene Ontology annotation, cellular component: cytosol.
UUGUUCCUGUACUUUAAACUUGCACACCACACAUACAAUCCACAAUGAAUGAGUAUAUGUUCAGCGUUGAAAUGUCCUGCUCCGGCUGCUCCAAUGCCGUUAAUCGUGCACUGUUACGCCUCGAAGGCGUCGAGGAAGAAAACAUUGAUAUCAAUCUUGAUAAGCAAACCGUGUAUGUCAAGACCGACUUACCGCGCGAAAAGGUGCUAGAAACGAUUAAAAAGACGGGCAAGACUGUCAAGGAUGAAUAAAUAUAUGAUAAGGCCCGCCGAAGCAUUACUUUCAAACACAUUCGAUCCUUGGUCUUGUUUUUUUUGUAUACCUUGUAAACCACAAGAAAAAUAU